Osmerus eperlanus (European smelt) is the source of this 2499-nucleotide messenger RNA. It is a transcript of the gene lmnb2, whose product is annotated as lamin B2. Gene Ontology annotation, biological process: nuclear envelope organization; nuclear pore localization; heterochromatin formation. Gene Ontology annotation, cellular component: nuclear envelope; nuclear lamina. The coding region runs from base 198 to 1907 and encodes 569 amino acids. Gene Ontology annotation, molecular function: structural constituent of cytoskeleton. The transcript is spliced from 12 exons. Lineage: Eukaryota; Metazoa; Chordata; Actinopteri; Osmeriformes; Osmeridae. The record is from RefSeq and is a predicted model, not a curated record.
CACGGCCAUCUUGGUGAGUUCUUUCAAUAAUAGUAGAUAGCAAACUGUAGUGGUGGGCUGUGGAUUUAAUUCAGUUUGCGAAUACAGGUUGGUUGUGAGCAGCUAAACCGGUUUUCAGACAACUGCGAGAGCUUUCCGUUCGCAGGGGAAAAAAGUUUGGAAGCAGUUCAGAGUGGAGUUAAAGUUUAAACUUUGCCAUGGCGACCGCAACCCCUAGCCGCGCUGCAGCUCAAGCCGCCGCGACCCCGCUCUCCCCAACCAGGAUCUCACGCCUGCAGGAGAAACAGGAUCUGCAGCACCUGAACGAUAGGCUUGCCGUCUACAUCGACCGAGUUCGUUCUUUGGAGCUUGAGAAUGACCGACUCAUGGUUAAAGUCUCGGAGAAGGAGGAAGUCACCACACGCGAGGUGACAGGGAUUAAGUCCCUGUAUGAGGCGGAGCUGGCGGACGCCAGGCGUGUUCUGGAUGAGACAGCGCGGGAGAGAGCGAGGCUGCAGAUCGACUUGGGAAAGGCAAACUCGGAGCUGGAGGAGCUCUCCAGGAACUCGAAGAAGAAGGAUGGUGACCUGGCUGUGGCUCUGGGCCGGGCCAAGGACCUGGAGGCCCAACUCAACCAGAGCGAAGCCGCCCUCAACACCGCCCUCAGCCAGAACCAUGCCAUGGCUGCAGAACUCAGCGACCUCAAGGCCGAACUCGCCAAGGCUGAGGAGAGCCACUCGGUGGGGAAGAAGCAGCUGGAAGCGGAGACCCUGAUGAGGGUGGACCUGGAGAACCGCUGCCAGAGUCUGACGGAGGACCUGCAGUUCAGGAAGAGCAUGUUCGAGGAGGAGGUGCGUGAGACCCGCCGGCGUCACGAGAAGAGGACGGUGGCUGUGGACAGCGGCGGGCAGCACGACUACGAGUUCAAGCUGGCCCAGGCCCUGCAGGACCUGCGCAGGCAGCACGAGGAACAAGUCAGCAUCUACAAGGAGGAGCUGGAGUACACCUUCAAGGCCAAGCUGGACAACGCCAAGGUGUCCUCGGACCUGAACGACAAGGCUGUGGGCACGGCCCGCGAGGAGCUGCAGGAGGCUCACAUGAGGAUCGAGAGCUUGGCCUACCAGCUCUCAGCCCUGCAGAAGCAGGCGUCUGCGUCCGAGGAGCGCGUGCGCGAGCUGGAGGACAUGCUGGCGGCCGACCGGGAGAAGCACCGCCGGCAGAUGGAUGGCAAGGAGCGGGAGAUGGCGGAGAUGAGGGACCGCAUGCAGCAGCAGCUCAACGAGUACCAGGAGCUGCUGGACGUCAAGCUGGCCCUGGACAUGGAGAUCAACGCCUACAGGAAGCUGCUGGAGGGGGAGGAGGACAGACUGAAGCUGUCCCCCAGCCCCUCUGGCAGGGUGACCGUCUCCAGGGCGACGGGCAGCAGCUCCUCGCGUAGCAAGAGGAAGCGGGUGGAGCUGGAGGUGGAGCUGCCCCAGCUCAGCGUGAGCCAGGAGGCCGAGGCCAGCGGCGGGGUCACCAUCGAGGAGAUGGACCUGGAGGGCAAGGCCGUCACCCUCCGCAACAACGGAGACACGGACCAGUCUCUGGGCAGCUGGAGGUUGAGGAGGCAGGUAGAUGCUGAAGAGGAGAUUGUCUACAAGUUCUCCCCUAAGUUCGUCCUCAAGGCUGGGCAGACGGUCACGGUGUGGGGUGCGGAGGCGGGCGUGGCCCAUGGCCCCCCCUCCGACCUGCUGUGGAAGAGCCAGGGCUCCUGGGGUACAGGAGAUGACAUCAUCACCAUCCUGGUGAACUCUGAUGGCGAGGAGGUGGCCAAGAGGACCGUCACCAAGACGAUGAUGGAGAUGGAGAAUGGAGACGAUGAAGAGGAGGAAGAGGAGGAAGGCCAGGUCUCUAAAACCUCAUCCAGAGAGUGCUCCAUCAUGUGAAGGAGGACAACUCCAGAUGUCUUUCCUACAAAUCCCGUUUUUGUUUUUUCUAGAGCCACUCAGAUAUUUUUGUAUACUUCCGUCUUGUGUUCUUAAUAUUUUUUUAACUGACAAAACGAGAGCCUGCCCAUAUUUUUAACAGACUCCAUUUUUAAUCCUGGUAAAUGCGGACCUGAUUUUCUCCCUGCGAGUUCAGACUGACCCCAUGAGCUUCCUCGCUGGACCCCUUUAGUACCACGUAGAGCACAACCAGUCUGGAUGCCUCGUCGAUAAGUAGAGUCAUGAUGCCUUCGGUUCAGGAACAGUUCAUCCCUACUCCAUCCUCUUCAGUGUCUCUGGGACCUACUGCUUCCUGGAUCAGGAAGGGCUGAGUGCCCCCUUCUGGUCUGGAGGCCCACAGCCCCACGAUCAUAGGAUGUGUCUUCUGGCUCAUCAGAGUCGUUGUCUGUCGCACAUUGUCAUGUCACAUAUUGGAGAGAAACAUUGGACCUAAUAUUCUAAUCACGCAUCUGUAUUUUCUUGAAGAUUCUUAAAGGAGGAAAAAAAAAAUUGUGAUCGAGAUGACGUCUUUGUCGCCACCAGGCAGGGGAGA